Molecule: messenger RNA, 882 nt
Organism: Fraxinus pennsylvanica
Lineage: Eukaryota; Viridiplantae; Streptophyta; Magnoliopsida; Lamiales; Oleaceae
Source: the annotation of a GenBank genome assembly
AUGUUUCCUAGCAUAUUUGGUGGAAGGGAUCCUUUUGAUGACCCCUUUUUCACUCGCCCAUUUGGUAGCAUGUUUGGUUCAAGCACUUUCGGCUCAAACAGUGCCCAUGGAGAAUCUCGACACACCAGUGUCAGUGGAUCAAAGGGACUAGUUAUUGAAGAGUUGGAUAGCGAUGAUGAAAGUGUAGUAGAAGACGAGUUGCAUGAUGUUAAUGACGUAGGCGAUAAGAAAGAUAAAUUUAAAGAGAAUGCUUGGUCUAACAGAAAUCCUCUAGUCGAGCACCCAGAGGACCAAACUAGUGACCACCGCAAGAGCACGAACAACAGCCAAGAAGUUUCUUACAGAACCAACCAUAGCAAAGCGGAGGGAUCUCAACCACAGAGCCGGAACUUCCAGAGGGUAACUUAUGGUGGUAUUAAUGGAGCUUAUUACACUGCAACGACAACACGAAGGACUGGAAGUGAUGGAGUGAUACUAGAAGAGAGCAAACAAGCUGACAAAACAACUGGUGAAGCAACACACAGGAUUUCUAGAGGAAUUCAUGACAAGGGCCAUUCACUUACCAGGAAGCUUGAUUCGGAUGGUAAGGUUGACACAAUGCAGACUUUGCACAAUUUAGCUGAAGAUGAGCUGCAAGGCUUUGAGCAAGCUUGGAAAGGUAAUACCGAUGGGCAUUUGCCUGGUUGGAAUACUGGAUUUGACUUGCAUUCUGGUGCAGGGAAUAGUGGUGGUGCGCAGACUGAUCUGACUACCUGGGGAGGUUUUGCUCGUCCAUUUAUGCAGCAGUUUGGUAGAGACGAAAUAUUUGGACCGGGUUGGAGUACUCGGGCUCAGUCUUCCAGUGGAAGACCCAAGAAGGUCGUCACGAUUAACAUUGAGUGA